Dermatophagoides farinae (American house dust mite) is the source of this 1019-nucleotide messenger RNA. It is a transcript of the gene Sas-4, whose product is annotated as spindle assembly abnormal 4. NCBI's taxonomy places the organism in Eukaryota, Metazoa, Arthropoda, Arachnida, Sarcoptiformes, Pyroglyphidae. The record is from RefSeq and is a predicted model, not a curated record.
AUAAAUCAAUUUUUGAGAGAAUAAAGCCAGACAGAAUUUCAAAUCUGGAUCGUUGGAUACGUACUUUAUGAACAAAGCCAUUUGAGCAUUCAACGGUUGAAUAUAUUCAGUUUGAAUUUUGAGUUUCAUUUGCAAAAAUUUCAACCAUCUAAAUGAUAAAUGAUUAUGGAAACUGUAAAUGAACUGCGCAAACUUCUUGACAUGGAUUUUCCCGAAUCAGAAUCAACAAAGGCCAAGGUCCGAUUCCGAUUGUUGGAUGAUAAAGUGACCAGACAUCAGAAUGUGGUCAAGAUUGUACGAGAUGAUCCAAAGCCCAACCGAACAAACGAAAAACGACCCUUUCUUCGCAAAGGUGACGGAUUGAAGCGGCGGUUUGGUAUUGUCCACAAAACAAACAACAACAACAACAACAACGGCAGCAGCAACAACAACAACCUGGAAAAGAUCAUCAAGUCAACUGUUGACCAGGGAACAGAUCCUAUUUCGGUGAUGGACAACAAUGACGACUGCUCGACAAACAUUGAUUCGGAAGAUUCGUUUAUCGAAGAUGCAAACGAACAGAUUCGAAUGUUGGAACAUCGAAUCGAGCAAUUGUGUCGUUUGAAGGAUGCUAUCGUCGAAAUUGUGGAUGAUUCAGUUUGGCCGGAUGGAACGACGGUAGUCAAGUUUGCCAAUGGCCAAAUGGAGCGCUUGUUGCCAAAUGGCGACAAACAUGUGACCUAUCCGGAUGGAAUACAAGCCUGGAUCAAACGCAGUGAUCACAGCGAACAGAUCCAAUUGGUCGAUGGUUCAACAUACAGCUGUUACGCGAAUGGCGUGCAAAAACGAUGCUAUCCAAACGGCGAUAUCGAAAUCAAGACUAGCACUUAUGUGAAACGAAAGUUUGCCUCCGGAAAAGUAAAGACUGUGUAUUCGAACGGUGUGCAAGAAAUCCUCUACAAUGACGGCCGUUUAUUGUUCAAAGACGGUUGUGGCCAACUCAUCGGAGAAAAUCAUCUCGGAAUGAAAUGAGCGACAAC